Andrographis paniculata is the source of this 2181-nucleotide messenger RNA. RefSeq names its product protein HIGH CHLOROPHYLL FLUORESCENCE PHENOTYPE 173, chloroplastic. Lineage: Eukaryota; Viridiplantae; Streptophyta; Magnoliopsida; Lamiales; Acanthaceae. Bases 120 to 1928 code for a protein of 602 amino acids. The transcript has 16 exons. The record is from RefSeq and is a predicted model, not a curated record.
UAGAAAAUACACUCUUGCGAUUUUACCUGAACCGAAGAAGAGUAUGGAAUUGGGAUUAUGUGGCGAGGAUUAUGGCCCUUAACUUUCUUUCUUCUUUGCGAGCCUGACUGGAAGUGAGCAUGGAGUGUGGUGGCCUAUCAACAGUGACGAUCCCUUCGUUUUCUUGUUCAGGAACUUCGAAAGCACAGGGUGUGUCAUUUGUUACCAGAAAAUUACACAGGUCGUGCUCUCAUCCACUGGUCUUGCCUAAUCCACUUCCAGGCUCCUUUCUCCCACAUAAAUCUCAUCUGUAUUAUUACCAGAAUAAGUCGACGUUUUCCUCAAGAAUCUCUCGCAGCUUCAUUUUCUCACAAUCUGGAAAGCAAAGUUGGGAUAUAGGUAGAUUCUUGAAAACAUUGUACUUCUACAACGGUCCUCCCUCACCUGCAAAGUUCUUUGAAUUUUUGGUUGAGAAACUAUCUGGCCCGUCACCUAGUGAAGCAGCAAAAGAAAUGGCAACAGAUGGGAUAAUACUAGUGGCCGGAGCUACUGGCGGCGUUGGAAGAAGGGUGGUGGAUCUUUUGCGAAGGAAAGGGUCGGCAGUACGAGUUUUGGUUAGAAAUGAAGAGAAAGCAAGAAGUAUGCUGGGUCAAGAUGUUGAUUUGGUUGUUGGCGAUAUUACAAAAGCGAGCACCUUGUUACCUGAAUACUUUAAAGGAGUACGAAAGGUGAUCAAUGCUGCAUCAGUCAUUGUUGGACCAAAGGAAGGCGACACUCCAGAUAGAGCUAAAUAUAGCCAAGGAAUCAGAUUUUUUGAACCUGAGAUUAAAGGUGAUUCCCCUGAAAUGGUGGAGUUCAUUGGAAUGAAAAAUAUGAUCAAUGCUGUUAAAGAUACGGUUGGACUUGAGAGUGGUAAACUGUUGUUUGGAUUUGAAGGUAAUUUGUCUAGAGAUCUUCCUUGGGGCGCUCUGGAUGAUGUCGUCAUGGGAGGAGUGAGUGAGAGCACUUUUCAGAUAGAUCCCAGCGGUGGCGAAAAUGAUAAACCCACAGGAGUUUUCCGAGGAGUUGUUUCGACUGCAAAUAAUGGAGGUUUCGCUAGUAUUAGGACAAAGAAUUUUUCUACACCUGAGGAUCUAUCUGCAUAUGAUGGUCUUGAGUUACGUGUUAAAGGUGAUGGUCGUCGCUAUAAACUCAUUGUUCGUACCAGCCGCGAAUGGGACACUGUUGGGUAUACAGUUGGAUUCGAUACAGUGAAGGAUCAAUGGCAAACGAUUCGCUUACCUUUCUCUUCUUUGAGCCCUGUAUUUCGAGCAAGAACCGUGCCAGAUGCGCCACCGUUUAAUCCUAGCGAAAUUGUAUCAUUCCAGCUCAUGUUUAGCAAGUUCGAGUACGAUGGAAAGCUAAACCCAACUUUUGUCGAGGGUCCAUUUCAGCUUCCUGUAUCAACCGUCCGAGCAUACUUGAAGGAGCCGAUCACUCCCAGGUUCGUGCACGUAGGCUCAGCCGGUGUCACCAGGCCCGAUAGGCCGGGGCUUGAUCUAAGCAAGCAGCCUCCAGCCGUUCGAAUGAACAAGGAAUUGGGCUUCAUUCUCACAUACAAGUUGAAGGGGGAGGAUGUGCUCCGGGAGAGCGGGGUACCUUAUACGAUUGUCAGGCCAUGUGCAUUAACUGAGGAACCGGCCGGAGCUGAUCUGAUCUUCGAUCAAGGGGACAAUAUCACAGGUAAGAUUUCCAGGGAGGAGAUUGCGCGAAUAUGCAUUGCUGCACUAGACAGUCCUUACGCUCGCGGCAAGACAUUCGAGGUUAAGAGUGUCAUUCCUUUCAGCGAACCGUAUACGAUCGACCCGGAAAAUCCUCCUCCUGAAAAAGAUUACGACGCCUACUUCAAAACUCUGAAGGAUGGCGUUACAGGGAAAGAGAGCUUAGAACAAGAGCCUGUUCCUGUCUGAAAUUUGACAUGGUGAGCUGAUCUUAGCAGCAGUCUUUACUCUUUUGUAUAUCGAUAAGUUCUCUUAUCUUUUGUUGUUGUAAGUUUAAUCUUUCUUUUGAGAAAGAAUGAGUAAAGGUUGCAUCCAUGAUAAGGAAGAAAGUUGGAAGCUUUACAAUGGGAUCAUAGUAUGAAAGGAGAUAGUAAAUAUAUGUUCAUUUGAAAUAGAUAUGAAUUUUUUAAUGUAUAUAUAAAUUGUGGCGUGUGUAAGAAUA